This is a messenger RNA of Exaiptasia diaphana, 2751 nucleotides long. RefSeq lists its product as uncharacterized. Bases 568 to 2121 code for a protein of 517 amino acids. The record is from RefSeq and is a predicted model, not a curated record. The transcript is spliced from 9 exons. NCBI's taxonomy places the organism in Eukaryota, Metazoa, Cnidaria, Anthozoa, Actiniaria, Aiptasiidae.
ACCAAUGAUUGGUAUCCAUUCAUUCCAAGCAUGCGCAUCAAUUAGUACUCCACAUCCAAAAUGGCGGAAAAUGGCUGACGGUUAGCUCACGUUCUCUUUUGUUGGUUCAUUUAUGAGCUUGAGUUUGCCACUACUGAAGAUGAGAGCUCCGAUGAAAGGUCUCCUAAGUUUGCAAAAUUAGACCCCCAGUACUUCAACAAAUUUGAAUGUGAUGGAGCCUUUCGGUCAGUCACAAACACUAAAGAUGCGAAGGACUUAGCAGAACAUAUACGUAAUGUUCUAAAGAAACUCAGUGAGGAGGAGGCUAUUGGCGUCGCAACAGGCCCAUCUUCUCAAUCUGACCAAACAGCUUCAAACUCUAGGAAAAGGUCACUGUCACCUAUUUUCACCAAGAAGCAAAACCAAAAAAAGAAGAAAUCCACUGGUACAACUCAACCAUCUUCAAGUGAAUAUGUUAAAAACAUUGACACUAGGUGUCACGAGGCCAGAAUAGAUGGAACUCACUUCAUUCCCAUUGGAAACAUUGACAUUCCACCAAAGGAAAGGCAAAUAAGGAGAGUGGAUAACAUGUUUCUUAAGCAAUUAGAAAAAAGUACCAAAGAGCAACCGUCGGGGAGCUAUGAGCCAUUGUUUGUUGUGGUGAAAAACUGUGAGAAAAAAGACGAUUUUGAUCUGUCCAAAAUAAGUGAAUACAGAUAUGAAGUUCUUGGUGGGACUCAUCUCACAAUAGCUACGAAGACACUGCAUGAACAAUUCCCAGAUAACAAGAACUACUUUGGGAGACUGGCCAGAAUAUAUGUGGGUCUGAAAAAUGAAGAUGCAAGGUGGCUAGGUGCAAUGCACAAUAAUACAGGAUCUCUUAGACAUAGUCUUACAUACAUAGAUGAGUUGGAAAUUUGCCGCACACAGCUCAGUCAAUCAUCUGAGAGUAAUGAAAAUUGGCGAGAUAUGUGCUCAAGUCUACUUAACAAGCCAAAAAGAAACAUCAGUGAAAUCUUCACAAUGGCACAAAUUUGUGAGGAAGCCUGGAGCCACCUCAUAGAGAUAAACACUAUGUAUGAAAAUGGAGAACUAAAAGAUCAAAAAGUCAAAUCUGUUGAGGUAAUUCAAGGAAAGCCAGUACUGAAGCAAUGGCAGUUCAAAGAAUUGUGCAGUCUAUGUAAAGAGGACAGGACUUUGCUAUUGAAAAAGGUUGCAAAACUGGACAUGAGUCUUGAAGAGAUGAAAGUGGCCAGUAAGGAGAUUAAGCAAGUCAAACCCAUACAAGUCUCCAUUGUUGACUUUUUUAAAUUUGCCAGCUGGGCGGAAGCUACCAAAGAAUUUGGGGAGGCAGUUUCUGUAAACAAACUGCUUAGACAUGCUGGGAAAGACUUUGAACAAUCCCAUGAUUUUCAGACUUUUUUAAAAAAUCUGAAACGGCUCAAGAAUUCAGUGACUCAAGAGCAAACACCGGCAGAGCUUAUAGAUGGUCAACUUGGUUCAUCAGGGCUAGCCGUCUAUGGAGAAAUCAGUGAAUUUCACAAUGAGACAGCAUUACAACUGCCUCAUUUUGAAGGUUCCUUUCUUGGUGUUGGGGACACCCGAGGAAAUAAAGAGAUUGCUCAAGAUAUUGUGAAAUUGAUUUGUGGUGUAAACUACACCAAAGCAACUUCAUACAAUAUAGUUCUAUUUACUGAAGUGGAGGAUAUUGCUCACGUCAAAGAAGUGAUGGAGAAAAAAAAGGCCUUCCAGACACAAGUAGGACAUUUUUAUGUCAAAAGAAGGAAUGCAAGAAGAUCAUUAUUCAAUAACGCCCUAGUAACCUUUGUAGUUGGCCACUGGUCAGUGUCAAGUCAACUUACCAGUAGACACAUCUCCGACGUUAAUGAUAAUGUCAUUGAGGUCUCUUCAACAGAUGGAGAAGAAAUUCCACAUGAAGCUUUGUUGUGGCUGGUGCAGCAUCUCUCCAGAGAGGGAGAUGUUGUUACUGAAGUUAGUAGAACAGGCAACACAUUUGUCUCAGCACUUAACUCUGGGAGAAGUGCCCUACUAAUUGCCCCGACAGAAGAGAAGGACUUUAUCUCAGAGAACAUUUUGAAUUUGUUGAAAAAGGUUGACAAAGAGCAAGAACAAGUCCAAUAAUCUAUAUUAGUCAUUAGUUAUUCCAAAAGUCUAUAACACAGAUUUAAUUGUUUACAUUAAGAAAUUUUUCAACAUACAACCUUGCUUGUUGCAGGAUUCCUGCGACAUAGAACUUUGCUUGUUGCAGGAUUCCUGCGACAGAGAACCUUGCUUGUUUCAGGAUUCCUGCAACAGAGAACCUUGCUUGUUGCAGGAUUCCUGCGACAUGCAAUCUUGCUUGCUGCAGGAUUCCUGCGACAUAGAACUUUGCUUGUUGCAGGAUUCCUGCGACAUAGAACCUUGCUUGUUACUGUUUGUUCUAUCUUUGAAAAGAUGUUAUCAGAAAGUUGAAAAAGAAAUGAAAUUUAAUUAGUGCGGCAAAAUAUUCUUUAUUCGAGGUAACUUUCAAUUUGACAGUCAAUUUAGUAUCAUAUGUUAAAUGAAAAAGAGGUCUUAGUUGUAUAGUGUAAAAAUUGAUUAGAAAUAGAUCUGCAAAUUAAGGUUUUUGUAAAGAAUGUAUGAUUUGCAAAGAGUUAAAACAACUCGCAGGUAAAACUAAUCAAUUUAGAGACAACUUUUGUUCCUGUUUUUUAACCUCAGUUAAAAUCACAUUCAAAUUAGUAUAUUAAAAUAUCUUCCUACUUUAUUCAA